CUAGGACUCGAUAAAAAAUAAAAUCACACCUGAGAAUGAGAAAUGGUUUAAGAUGAUUCACUUGUGUACAUACAGUGUGACGUGGAAAUAGUAGUUCUCAGCAGUCUUCCCAGGCAUUUCUGCAGCUCAUACACAGCAAAGCUGACUAAAUGUCGUAAAUUGCUGUCAUAAAUAAGGGUAGACCAGCAACUCUGGACUUUAAUGUGUUGUAGGGGCUGUAAAAGUUUAAUGUUGACUGCCAUACAGCCAUGCCUGUUUUUACACAUCUGCUUGUUGAUAUUUUAACAUGAUCUACAAGCUUUAUAUUUAGACUUUUUUUUUUUUUGUGCAAUGUUGUUCUGUUGUGCACAUAAUUAAGUCGUAACACGCACAUUAUUUCUGCCUUUUUAAUUUUCAGUUAAGGAGUUUCUUGCUAAAGCCAAAGAAGAUUUCCUAAAGAAAUGGGAGAACCCAGCACAGAAUACUGCAUCUCUGGACCAUUUUGAGAGGUUGAAGACUCUAGGCACCGGCUCGUUUGGACGAGUCAUGCUAGUCAAGCACAAAGAAUCAGGCCAGCAUUUUGCCAUGAAGAUCCUCGACAAACAGAAGGUGGUGAAACUGAAACAGAUAGAACACACACUGAAUGAGAAACGCAUCCUGCAGGCCGUCAGCUUCCCCUUCCUUGUGCGAUUGGAGCACUCGUUCAAGGAUAAUACUAACCUGUAUAUGGUAAUGGAGUAUGUUCCUGGAGGUGAGAUGUUCUCUCACUUACGUAGAAUCGGCCGGUUUAGUGAGCCUCAUGCCCGCUUCUACGCCGCCCAGAUAGUUCUGACCUUUGAAUACCUUCACUCACUCGAUCUUAUCUACCGAGAUCUGAAGCCUGAAAACCUGCUCAUAGACCAGCAGGGCUACAUACAGGUAACAGAUUUUGGAUUUGCUAAACGUGUAAAGGGCAGGACCUGGACACUGUGUGGCACACCUGAGUACCUGGCGCCAGAAAUCAUCCUCAGUAAAGGUUAUAAUAAAGCAGUGGACUGGUGGGCUCUGGGAGUGCUGAUCUAUGAAAUGGCUGCCGGUUACCCUCCGUUCUUUGCCGACCAGCCCAUCCAGAUCUACGAGAAGAUUGUUUCUGGGAAGGUUCGCUUCCCCUCACAUUUUAGCUCUGACCUGAAGGACCUGCUGAGGAACCUGCUGCAGGUAGAUCUGACGAAGCGCUUCGGGAACCUCAAGAACGGCGUCAAUGACAUCAAGGGCCACAAAUGGUUUGCAACCACCGACUGGAUCGCAAUCUACCAGAAGAAGGUGGAAGCCCCCUUCAUCCCCAAGUGCAAAGGCCCCGGCGAUACCAGCAACUUCGACGACUACGAGGAGGAAGAAAUCCGGGUCUCUUUCACAGAGAAAUGUGGAAAGGAGUUUGCUGAAUUCUAGAAGUAGCGGCGGAGGAGAGGGAUGGAGAGAAAUUAGAUGUGGGGCAACAGAGAGAAGAAAACGUUUUCCAGGGUGGUGGUGGUGGUGGUGAUGAUGAUGAUGAUGAUGGACUGGGCUGAGCCUUAUGCGGUAACAACAACGUAGAGCCCUCACACGCAGACGGAGGGAGAAGAAGAACCAAGUCCAGAGAGAGACGCCAGCAGUGUUGCCUUUUCAGAUCCUUCGUCACUUGUUACUUGUCCAUUUUCAUGUUUUCCCUCUUGUUUGGUAGCCAGGGUCCAUUGGGCAGAGAUUCGGUCACUUCUCUGUGACUGGCUGGCAUGGGGAUAUUUGUGACUUCUUCUUUUUUUUUUUGUUUUUUUUGAUUUUCCAGAGAUAUAGAAGUUACUUUCUGGUACUGAAUUUUGGCUUCUCCAGAGAAAAUGACCCCCCCUCCCUCUUUUUUUUGUUUUUUUUAAUUAGCAAAGGUGUCCUUGCUCUGUAGUUCUCCACCCCGUCACAUCAUGUUUACUUCCUGUGCACCUAUCGGCACCCAACGCCAAACUCGAACCCGAAUUACCGAAUCAUCACCCAUUUCUCACGUGGAUUUCAAGCAUCACGCCACCGUCCUUCAAAUGCAUCAUCUCGUAUUAAUUGGCUACGGUGCUCUAAGAUCAGACAGAAUCGGCCGCUUAGUAUAAAGAUUGUCAAUUAGGAUGAUCGUUAGCCAUUCUCCAUAUUAUUUAAUGCAUUUUAAACGAGUAUGUUUGUGCUCAAGCCCAUAGAAUGUGCUUUGUGGCUGAAAGCGGCCACCGAAGAGACCGCGGCGCUAUUUUAAACGACACAACUGUAGCAUGCAAGCGCACUUGAAGCUCCGAAACCGUUAUUUUACACGUUUUCUCUGCUGGCUGUGAUCCUGAGGUAAAUUUCCAGAGAUAAACUAACAAAACGCGGAACUGAAGGAAUACAAUGAAUUUGCGGCGAGCACAAAGGCUUGCGUUACAGAUGUUUGUUUUUUUUUUAAAAAAAGAUGCUUUUAAAGGAAAUCGUUUAAGGCUGUUUCUGUGAUUACACUGGGUUUUUGGUGGAUGUUUUUUUUUUUACUAUUAUUAUUAUUAUUAUUAUUAUUACUCUUAUUCUUUUCUGCUGUGUCGCCUGCUAGUGACCAAACCCUUUGUUUAACUGAGCAGCUCAUCCUUGCCAACGAUAAGAAUAACCUCCGCAUGAAAAAUUAGGCCGAUUUCCAAUGCGUUUUAGCUCUCUAAGGCUUCGCUGGUUAAUCUCCAUUUAUGCUUCAAAUAUGUUGCUCAUGCUGACUCUUUUGUGUUUUAUCAAGACACCGAUCGAAAUAUCGUCCCAACGAACCGAUCGAAAUCUGUCCGCUCUCUUGCUCUGUAAGCUGUUGGACGCAAGACAAUCUAAAACGCGAACGUCCCCGUGAUGAUUACUUUUUUCUUCGUUGUUGAUGUCGUUUAGUUUCCAGAAGUGUGCAGUAAUGCGUAGCGUUGCAGAGAUUUUAUUCGUUACGCUCGAAAAGCUUUGCGUCAGUGAACAUUUGAUUCGGAAAUUGUGAAUUCUGCACCAAUAGCGGUGCCUAACUUGACCCGCUGUUGCCGUCGGCGCAGAGUUUAUACGCUUUACCUUUAACCGAGAUGCCCAUCGCUUACAGCUCAGGCCUUCAGGCUGUUCGUUAGGGGCCGAAGUCAAAGUCAGUUUUUGGUUUGUUUGUUAUAAGUAAUGUAAAUUAAUUUUGCUGAAUGUGUGCGAAACUACAGAUCGGUGCCAGGUUAAAUUUGGCAUCUCACACGACUCGUUUUAAUAACCGAAAAAAGGAACCCAUUUGGACACCGAACGGCUUCGAUGCCAUUCAAUUGCAGUACGAGAUAAAAAAAAAAUUACUGUUCUCUUCCCUCUCAGGAAAUGUUAUGUCGGUGUAUUCUGCCAGAAAACACAGCCAAAACACACCAGAUCGGGUCGUUUCUUUUGAUCAUCCGGGUGCUCGGAUUAAGAAACCCAAACUAGCAAAGGGCAGGAUUUAUUUCACAAAACUUUAUGGUAGGUUUGGAUUUUCUCUCCCUCGUUCUUCUCCCUGCAUGACCAGCUUUUGCUGGGACAUUUUCUUGCCCCACUUCUGGAGACUUUGUCAUAAAAUGGAUGUGCAAACGGGAGAAACAGCUCCAUCUCUUGGUUUGAAUAGCUGGAGAACAAAACAAUCAGUGUUUUAAAGAAGGCGUCUGUACGUUUAGAUUACCCAGCAGGCUCUUCUGCGCUGGUCUUGUGACACUAGAAGCAACGUAAGACUUUUCUCUCAAUCAACUGGUGUACCGAGUUAUAAUGUACAGGUUGGCUUCACAAGAUUUGUUUUUUUUUUUCCUUUCUCAUCUUCAUCUGUUGAAAGCAGCAGCGUUGACUUUUUUGGGGAAAUUAAGGCUCAGACGCACCUUUCAUUACAUCUUUAUUUUUUAUUUUUUUGUCAGAGCAUGGAAAAAUGUGACAUUUUUGGCCGUGUUCAUAUGUCGUCCCUCUUUCUCUGGGUCCCGUCCCUUCCUUUCAGAUACAUGGGUGUCACUCAUCCUUCAGUCUGUUCGUUCACAUCGUCAGUCAUCUUUUUGUGUGUGUGUGUGCGUGCGUGUGUGUGUGUGCGUGCGCGCAUCGGUCCAUUAUACAGUUUGCCUUUGUACACAUCCAGUUUCCUACACUCUUCUAUUUGCUUUUUAAAAAAAGAAAUCAUGAAGAAAACAUUUGAUUUACUUUUUGCAUAUUUUCUAAGUGUAUUUUCAAUAACAGGAGUCUCUUUCCUCCCGACAUGGGUAUGGUGAUGGUGUAGUCUAUUGUACCUUCUCGGGAAACAAUACUGUAUAUUCUCUGCCUUUAACAGUAAUUAUUUUACCUUCUGGAGAAGUUGACGGAUACCCGUAGGACACAUCGAGUAUGUUUAAAAAAAUUAAAAAUAAAAAAAAAACACACAGAAUAAUAUUUUGCAACAUGUAUCAUUCCAAUAAAGUUUUAAUUGUUAAAAUUA
Puntigrus tetrazona (Sumatra barb) is the source of this 4408-nucleotide messenger RNA. RefSeq names its product cAMP-dependent protein kinase catalytic subunit alpha. Gene Ontology annotation, molecular function: protein kinase A regulatory subunit binding; cAMP-dependent protein kinase activity; ATP binding. Gene Ontology annotation, cellular component: nucleus; cAMP-dependent protein kinase complex. NCBI's taxonomy places the organism in Eukaryota, Metazoa, Chordata, Actinopteri, Cypriniformes, Cyprinidae. The coding region runs from base 526 to 1407 and encodes 293 amino acids. The transcript is spliced from 9 exons. The record is from RefSeq and is a predicted model, not a curated record. Gene Ontology annotation, biological process: peptidyl-serine phosphorylation.